AUGGCGAGCGCCAUGGAAGGUAUUGCCUACCAGGAUGCUUCGACGUAUCAUCAAGACAUCCGUGAGGUGGCGCGUGAAUUCAGGGAGCAUGCUCAUGAAGACUUGGAAGAUGGCGAGGUGGAAGACGAUACGGGAGGUCUGAGUCCAAAGCGGCUGGAUCUUGCAUUUCACUUCGAGUCGACCAUGGUGUUGGAUGGGGUGAGGCCGGCCGGGGCAAACACACCAAACACGCCAAGCGAACCGGCGUUUCGUCGGGACAUGCGCGUGCCCGUGGGCCCGCGCAAGCUCUUGGAAGCUCGCAGGCGCCGCAACAAUUCCUGGCAGGCACAUUCGCGCCGCGUUCCCCAACCCUCCUACUACAGCAUCUACAAGGACUGGGACAAGGCCGGCGACUUCUACCGGCCCGCUCCGUCGCCCUCGACUAAGCACCGUCCCCGCUGUGCCCACUCCGAACUCCACGGAGACGACGACAUGGCUGACGGCCCUUCGCCGCGGCCGUCUGGUCGCUUCUACGACCGCGGCAACAAGCGCAAGCGCAGGUACAACGAUGACGAAUGGGAUGACCGCCGCGACGAACGCAGGCCUACGCGCCGCCGCAUGGAGGAGCCCAUCAUCGGCAAGAUGCGCAGGCAGCUGCUGACCAUUGCCGAGUCCCCCGCCAGGGACGCCGAGGACGAUGCGCGCGACAUUGCCCGCCUGGCCUCGGACAAUUACGAAGACGAGGAGGCCAAGGCCAGCUUCCUCCACCUGAUCAUCCAGCUGGUCACCGAGCAGCCGUUCAAGAUUCCUUUCUCUGCGGCUGUCGUUCUCUACAUCAACGACACGAAGCCUGAGCUGGCCAAGGAGGUGCUCAGCGAGACGCAGAAGAUCACGCAGGAGAAUCUGGAAGCGGGCAAUUGGAGGACCUUCAAGCUUCUGCUACGCUUCCUAGCGUGUCUCCAAGGCUUGUUCGAGGGCGACGGCGUUUUCACGAUCCUGGACGAGCUCUUCAGCAGGGCUGUGGACUUGCAAGCUGCUUCCACUGAAGAUACCGUCGGCCUUGAGCUCGUGAAAAUCAUUCUCCUUACGGUCCCCUACGUCAUCUCUACUGGUGCCCCUGGUGCCCAGGAGAGUGCCACGGCCAUUCUCGAGAAGACGGAAAUCGUAGCGUCCGCCUCGCACGUUUUGGAGGCCAUGGUCGAGCAGUUCCCGGGCGUUGCAGGAAACACCGAUGAGAGGCCGUACGGGUACCAGAGUGUGAUUUCAUUUCUGCAGAAGCAGCUCCAGAACGAGGCUGAGAAGGGCUGGAAGCUUUCGUUCAUCCCGAAGCCCUACAAGCCGGUCAAGAGGGAGAACGGCUCUGAAGAGGUCAAGGAACCGACCAAGUACGAGUUCCCGACCAUCAACGUCCCUUCACCCGUCAACCCAGGACCGCGGCCCCUCUUCCCCGAGUCGUACUUUUCCCUGUACGCCGAUCAGGAUGUUGAGACUGUGCCCAAGACCUCGGACAUUGCGGCGUCGUUGCUCCGUGAUUCGCUCGUCGACACCAUCAACAUUCUCGACUACAACCGUGUGGCCGUGGCUAAGUUCCUGAUCGAGAUUGACUGCUACUGGGCUCCGGACACGUUUGUCAAGCGCGGCACUCCUUUCGACAGGCUCAAGGAAACUGAAGAGCACGGAACAUGGAAGCCCGAGGAUGUGGCGGUCGAUGCAGUCUUCUCGCAGAUGUUCACGCUUCCCACUCCCGAGCACAAGCUUGUCUACUACCAUGCCAUCAUCACCGAAGCCUGCAAGCUGGCUCCUGGCGCCAUUGCCCCCAGUCUUGGCCGUGCUAUUCGGUUCCUGUUCCGCCAGGUGGAUGUUAUGGACAUGGAGCUUACUUACCGUUUCUUGGACUGGUUUGCUCACCACCUGAGCAAUUUCGACUUCCGCUGGAAGUGGACUGAGUGGAGUGAGGAGGCCGAGAUGCCUGACGUUCACCCGCGCAAGGCCUUCAUCAUCGGAGCUUUGGACAAGGAAAUCCGGCUGAGUUUCGCCAAGCGCAUCAGGGAGACGUUGCCCCCGGAGUGGCCCAACCUGAUUUCUGAGGCCAAGGAGAAGGAUACUCCCGACUUCAAGUAUGAGUCUGAUCAGACUCCCUACGCUCCGGAGGGUCGUGAACUUUUGUCGUUGCUUAAGAAGAAGGCACCGGAGGAUGAGAUUCAGGAGGUCAUCAACAAAAUUCACCAGCAGGCUGCAGAGCACAACGUUGCGGACGUGCUGGUCCCUUCGACGGAUGCUUACGUCACUUGCAUCUGCUACAUUGGAUCAAAAUCGCUCUCACACGUUCUGUCCUGCAUCGAGCGCUGCAAGGAGCGCCUUCUCGCCAUUGGCCCGGCCUCAGAGACGGCUCGCAGGCAGAUCAUCACCAGCGUGGCCGACUACUGGAAGGACCAGCCCGGCAUCGCUGUCAACAUUGUGGAUAAGCUGCUCAACUACACGAUCCUCUCGCCCAUGGGCGUCGUACAGUGGGCGCUCGGCGAUCGUCUUGGAGCCGGCGUCUCCCUUUCCGAGAGCUGGAUCUUCGAGAUGGUUGCCGGUACCGUGGGCAAGGUUACCAACCGUGUUCGUCAGAUCGUUUCUGCUCGGCUUCAGAAAGGCUUGCCGGAGGAGCAGCUGCAGCUGCUGGACGACACGCUGACCAAGGAGCGCGACGCCAUGAGACAACUUUUCCAGGUCAUCGACGACGUCACCACCGGUCUGGCUCAGGGCGCGGCUGACGGCUUCAUCGAGGCGGACGGCACCAAGGGCAUGGACGAGGAGAAGGGCAAGCUGAUCAAGGCUUGGGGCGAGCGCUGGUCCCGCGUCUUCAGGAGGAAGGCGGCGGUCGAGGAGGCCAUCGUCGGCGAGGCCAUAGUCGAAGCCAAGGUGGCCGCUCUGAACGCGGCGGUCGAGGCGGAGAAGGCGGCGGCGGAGAAGGCUGCUGCCGAGGCUGAGGCGGCGGCUGCGGAAACGGCGGCGGCAGAGGCGGAGGCUGCUAUCGAGGGCGCUAACGGCACGAGCGAGCUGAUGGCUGUGGAGGAGACUGCUCCGUAA
Molecule: messenger RNA, 3054 nt
Organism: Lasiodiplodia theobromae
Lineage: Eukaryota; Fungi; Ascomycota; Dothideomycetes; Botryosphaeriales; Botryosphaeriaceae
Product: Cap binding protein
Exons: 3
Coding region: 1-3054 (1017 amino acids)
Biological process (GO): mRNA export from nucleus; nuclear-transcribed mRNA catabolic process, nonsense-mediated decay
Cellular component (GO): nuclear cap binding complex; nucleus
Molecular function (GO): mRNA binding; RNA cap binding; protein binding
Source: RefSeq, a predicted model, not a curated record